AUGGCUUUCAAGCUUCGGGAGCCGAGGAUUCAAUUUUUUCAAUCCUCUUUUCCUUACUUGAACAACAACGCCCUAACGAAAUACCUGCGAAAGCACACUCGUCAUUGGCGCUCAGAUGAACCUCAUCCUUCCAAUCACAGAUAUCUUUCGAUUGCAAGUGGUCAUUAUGGCAUUUAUUUCACCAUCCUUAAUCAUGAGUUACGCAGGGAAGAGAAGGCAGGACUCAACGAUACAAACUCCCACAUUCUUUUAGUUUUCCCUUCGAGCACUCCAUUGGCUCAGUCUAUUCCAUAUUUGAUUAUAAGCAAGGUUAAAGAUGAGGUUUACAGUCACAUCAACCAUCUCAAGGAUGUCUCGAGAGAGCUCUUGUCGCUGUGGGCGCUUGUGAAACCAAGGAGCCUUAAGCAGCAGCGAACAUUCAUCAGACAUUUUUCCACCAGCGGGGCAGAGUUAGAUCGUGAUCCUUUGAAGCUCUACUCUUUGCUGCAACCCAAAAUCGAGGAGUUGCCAGUCGAGCCGACAGAGGAGCAACCCUUUGAAGAUUCCUUCCAGAAAACUCAAGCUGAGAACAUCAUGAGAAUAUACAACAACCAUACAUCUUCAGAGGAGUUAGACGUCAUAUAUCCACUCUACCAAUCGCUUAAGCGGAAUGACAUCCCACUUCCGUCGAUUUUGCAUUACAAUAUUGUCCUUGAGUCUAUUUUGUUGAGACUGCUCGACAACCAAACUUUGUCGCUCACUGCCAUUGAGUCCAGACUCACAAAUCUUCUUACUGUGUAUCAGGACGUUCUUCGCUUUUGCUCAAAAAGCUCUUUGAAGCCAGAUUCUACAACGUACGACCUUGUGUUGAAAGGAGUUUUCGAUGGCUGCGUCGACACGAUCACCGCUGGCCGGUCACCCGUUGUUGCCCAACACAUUUACCACGAGUUCGAGGCCAAAGCUCUGGAGUUUUGCCAGGUGGGUGUCGAGUUGUUUAUGUCCUUGAAGGAUCACCAGGCACUUUCACUAACUUCUCUUAUGCCAAGCUUGUUAGCUGCUGUCACUAGUUACCCUCAGGUUUUAAGUGCAGAACUUAUCAAGAAGAUUUUGGAACUUCGAGACAUUCCCGUCGGUGAUGGAUAUUUCUAUGUCGGCUUGAUUGACUUAUCGAAAUACUUCGCGUCCACCGGCGUUGAUGGACUGAGCAAAGAGGAAAUCCACAAAUAUUUAAUUUCAGUCUAUGAGGAUUUCAAGUCCAACACGGACAGAUUUCUGGAUCUCCUUGCCUAUGAAUACAACGUUUACUCUGCAUUGAUACUGGCAUUGAUAGGCAAUGGCAACUUGCUGUUGGCAACGAAAUUUUUGGAUGAUAUUUUAAGAGAUUAUAGGUCUGCUUUGCAGGCAUCAGCCAAGGAUAUUGAUAUCGCAAAGCAGAAAGUCUCUUCGCUUCUCUCAGUGUAUCUCGAGGCUAUCAUGGAGACGGGCACAACAUCUGAGAUUCACAGGUCAUACAACCUUUUAGAGAAAUUCAAUAAGGUUCCUUAUCUUCCUGAGUUGUCUACUCAUGUUUACAACAAAUUGAUUGGUCACUUCAUCAACGAAUACUCGUCACUCGAGAUGCAAAAGGAGUCGAGCAAAAGCGAAAAGUUGCUCAAGGCUCAGAAGACAUGUUAUGACAUUAUUUGGAGACUCUAUGAGAGCGUUGCGAUCCGCUCCGACUUUCAAAACUCUCAGUAUGAUGCUACCAUCUUUCCAAAAAAAUAUGCUAGUUGCAGAGAGCAUUUGUUGUCGUUGAGUAUCGACUUAAACGACCAAGCAAAGAUUCUUCGCAUUGUGAAAGAAAUCAUCGCCAAGAAUCAUGCGAUCGUGGAUUGGAAUGUCUCCAAAAAGUUAGUCAUAUACCUUGUUAACGCUUCUGAAAUGUUGAACAAUGACGAAUACACCAACUUAUGUUGGUCAAUUUUAGAACAGCAAUCAACUCAUCAUUUCGAAGACUCAACAAAACUCAACAGUUUCGUGAGUGAGCAUAUUCCUUACCUCACACAGUUUACGACUGAGGUAUCUUCGAACAGGUUGUCUAAUUCUCCGAUGAUUAGAAACGCGUUUGCUGGUUUUCAACUUUCUUCUGAUAACAUUUUUGGUUUGAUGUGUGCUAUGAACUACUUUAUGCAAGUGGCAACUUCACAAGAGCUAAGCAAUGAUGAUAAAGUAAAAGUGUUGCAAUACCAAGCAAAUCUCAUCAAGGAGUUUGAAGACACAGAAAACCAUUACUUGCAGCUCUCUGAUGAGCUUAUUCAGUUUAAGACCAACGUCAAGAAUUCAUUCGUAUGGCUAGCAUCAUCGCUCCCAUCUGAUGUACGUGUUACACCAGAUAUCACACAAGUGUUCAAGCUUCUUGGUUUAGAGGCACCAUCUGGAGUCGGUGAGCGAUUAAACGCAAUUAUGGCUUUGGAUUACUCAGAGCAACUCUCGAUUGAAUUCUCAAAAGGUGUUGACCUUGUCAUCACCGCGUUAAAACAUGGUUACAAUUUCAACGCGCUCACAUGGAAGGUGAUUAUCAACAGAAAUUUUGUCAUCGAUGUUUUAGCAAGAGAGAAGAGCAUCAUGAUCUUUGACUUUAUUGCCAGGCUACUUCACCUGUCUCUUGAAGUCAAUGAGAAGCACGCUUUACUUGCUCAGAUCAUAUCAUUUAACCAUGAAAAGAUUAACAUUGAGAUAAUGAAGAUGUUGCUCACCGAUGAUUUCAAGGAAUCUCUAGGAAGUGGUCGUGUUAUGGAUGCAUUUGCCAAUUUUUUCAUGCUGACAAGCAACAAGUACUUCGUGUCAUUAUUCGAGAGAAGUUUUGAAACCUUUGUGAGCAGUUGCGAGAACAACAAGUGGCUUGCUAAGGCCAUUUGCAAAGUCUCAUCCACAAACAAACUGCACUUGGUUGAGUUGAUACCCGAUCAACGCAUUUAUUCGCUUGAUGCUCAAAACCAGGACGAUGUCGAGCUCCUAGCUUCUGUUGUCACUUGUUUCAUCGACCUUAAUCGUGACGCUGAAGUCACUAAGCUUAUGAAACAUUACUAUUCUGGCGAUGGGGGUAAUCGUGCAUUGAUGAAUUCUAACAAGAUGAUAUCUGUGUUGGUUGACUUCUACAUUAGGAAAGGGGACUAUGAUGUUGUUCUUGACCGAUUCGAAGAGUUUGCUGAUCGUUCAUUGGAACUCAAGCAAGCUGUCAAGUUUGCGAACUUGAUGGCUGAACUAUCAGGACACAAGGCACGCAGAACAAGUACCAAAGAUGACGAAGAUAUCUCAACAUUUGCCUUGAGCCUUCUCUCUUUAAAGGACUUUGGACAGAUGUCCAAAUUGCUCGAGCUGAACAAAGUUUUCUUGAGGAACAAAACAGCGCUUUUUGAUUCAUUGGUGUACUACUUGACGAAAGCUUCCACUUUAAGUGCAGAGAAGACCUCAAACAAGCUCAAAUGCAAGUUUGAAGCCUUAAUGAGACUUUCCAAAGUGAUGCGAUUGAAAGAACUAGCAGUGGAUAGUUUGAUCAAUGUCAUACGUCUCUUGGCCGCGAUGAGAGCCAGAGACUUAUUGAACAUUCUUGUGAACAAAUUCGUCAACAGGAAUGAAACUGCAUCGGUGAUUAACCUUUACUUCUUGCAAAUAAAAAUCUCUUCCGCUCACGAGGCUAACAAGCUCAAGCAGGAGUUUGAGUCGGCAUUGCGCAGUGUUGGUGACGAGAUUAACUUGGCCAGCUUAAAGCAGGCUGUUUAA
Candidozyma auris is the source of this 3741-nucleotide messenger RNA. RefSeq names its product ribonuclease P (gene RPM2). The transcript has a single exon. The coding region runs from base 1 to 3741 and encodes 1246 amino acids. NCBI's taxonomy places the organism in Eukaryota, Fungi, Ascomycota, Pichiomycetes, Serinales, Metschnikowiaceae. The record is from RefSeq and is a predicted model, not a curated record.